This is a messenger RNA of Clonostachys byssicola, 1479 nucleotides long. The record is from the annotation of a GenBank genome assembly. Lineage: Eukaryota; Fungi; Ascomycota; Sordariomycetes; Hypocreales; Bionectriaceae.
AUGGAUCGACAAACUAGUAGCAACGACUUUGAGAAGAGAGACGGUGACGUUCAGCAUGUGGACGGAACCGUCAGCUCUGACACGACUCCAGAUGAUCAUGGAUUCACCCCGGAUGAGCAGCGCAGCAUCGUCCGCCGGAUCGACCGGCGGCUGGUGGUCACUCUCGGUGUUCUUUAUUGCAUCAGCUUGAUGGACCGCACAAACAUGAGCGCGGCCAACAUUGCGGGUAUGAGCAAGGAACUCGUCCUCACAGGAUUCAGAUAUAACAUCGCCAAUCUCGUCUUCUUCAUCCCAUACAUCCUCUUCCAACCCCCCUCAACGAUCCUCAUCCGCAAGAUCGGUCCUCGAAUCCACCUGUCCGCCAUCACGGCAUUCUGGGGCGCUGUCAUGAUCGGCAUGGGCUUCGUCAAGGACCACAACGCGUUGACCGGUCUGCGAGCAGUCCUGGGUCUUUUGGAAGCCGGCUUCUUCCCCAGCUGUGUUUACUUGCUGAGCACCUGGUACACUCGAUUUGAGGUGGGCAAGAGGUACUCCCUGUUUUACCUUCUUGGUUGUGUUGCGAGUGCCUUUUCCGGCAUUCUCGCAUAUGGGCUCAUGCAAUUGGGUGGCCGUGAGGGCCUUACCGGCUGGCGCUGGAUCUUCAUCGUCGAAGGUGUCUUGACCUGCGCACUUGGAAUAGGCGCUUACUGGCUCCUCGUCGACUUCCCCGACUCUACCAGGAAGAACUGGUCCUUCCUCGGCCAGCGCGAGCGGGACUGGAUCGUCGCCCGCAUCGCCCGCGACCGCGGCGACGCCACCGUCGAGGCCUUCAAGCUCAGCAAGUUCCUCCGCGGCGGCACCGACUGGAAGAUCUGGGCCUACGCCCUGAUGUUCUUCAACACCACCACCAUCAGCUACAGCCUGGCCUACACCCUGCCCAUCCUCCUCGUGCAGAACAUGGGCUUCAGCGUGGGAGCGGCCCAGUGCCUCGUCGCGCCCCCCUACGCCUUCGCCGGCAUCGUCAUGUUCACGGGCGCCUGGCUCAGCGACAAGUACCGCCUCCGCGGGCCCCUCAUCGUCUUCAACAUGCUCCUCGCCCUCAUCGGCCUGCCCCUCAUGGGCUGGACCGACUCGACCCGCGUCCGCUACCUGGGCGUCUUCUUCGUCACCGCGGGCGCCAACGCUAAUGUGCCCGCCGUCAUGACCUUCCAGGCCAACAACCUGCGGGGGCAGUGGAAGCGCGCCUUCUGCAGUGCCACCAUGGUCGGCUUCGGCGGCGUCGGUGGCAUCGCGGGCAGCCUCGUGUUCCGGGACCAGGACAAGACAACGGGGUACAAGCCGGGCAUGUACGCCUGCAUCGCCUGUGCCGCCCUCAACGUCCUCCUUGUCCUCCUCGUCACCCUCGAGUUCAGGCGCCAGAACAAGAAGGCCGACCGCGGCGAGAAGCUGCUCGAGGCUUAUGACGAGGACGCAACUCCCGACUUCCGUUACACCUACUGA